Molecule: messenger RNA, 1505 nt
Organism: Chironomus riparius
Lineage: Eukaryota; Metazoa; Arthropoda; Insecta; Diptera; Chironomidae
Source: the annotation of a GenBank genome assembly
AUGGUGGUUUUGGAGUUUUUAAUAUUUUUCAUUGCAUUUUUGGUGUUCAAAUACUUUUGGGAUAAUCGAAAGUUUUUCAAUUUGGCACGCAAAAUUCCUAAAAGCAACUUAGAUUAUUCAUUUCUAACACUUUAUAGCUUUUUGACAGCAGAUACAAAAACAAUUUUCGAAGUAUUUGAUAAAUCAUUCAAAAAUAAAAAAGUUUGCAGCAAGUCGUGGAUUGGACCACUUUUCUUUGUUGGAGUUGUGGAGCCUGAGGAUGUUAAAAUUAUUUUGAACUCUAAAGAAUGCAUUGAUAAGCCAUUCUUUAUGAAGUUCUUGGGCGUCUUGAAAGGCACAAUUUACGGUGACAUUAAGUACUGGCAUUCUCACAGAAAAAUCAUCAAUCCAUAUUUUGGUGCCAAAAACUUGCUGAACAUAAUUCCGAUUUUUAACGAAAAAGUUAAAACUUUGAUGGACAAUUUGCAGACAUUUGAAGAUAAAGGUGAAUAUGAUGUUUUCCAUUCAAUGUCUGCAUUGACAUUAGAAACAAUAAUGAAUGUUAUGGAGUACGAUGUGGACAUCCAGAAUCAGAAAAGUGAAGUUAGAAGUGCUUUUGUUGAGAAUUUAGAAAGAUACUUUGACAUCGUGACAAUCCGUUGCUUCAAAAUAUGGCUUUAUCCUGAUUUUAUCUUCAGACACACAAAAAUGUACAAAGACCAACUCACUUCUAUAUCUAAAAGCAGUUUGAAAUUUACAAAACAUAUAAUUAAUCACAUAAGACAGCAGUUGACAGUCAAAAACGACAGCAAUCAAAAUGAAAAAUCUAAAACAUUUAUUCGAGCUUUAAUGGAUCCAAGAAAUAACUUGUCAGAAGUGGAAAUUGAGGAUGAAGUUAAAACUAUGAUAUUUACUGCUCAAGAUACGUCAUCGACUGUUACAUCAACAGCACUUAUGUUACUUGGAAUGCAUAAAGAUGUCCAACAAAAAGUAGUCAAGGAGCUUCAUGGAAUUUUCGGAAAGACACUUGAUGCUCCGUAUUUGGAUUAUGAGAAGAUUAGCGAACUGCAUUACCUAGAAAUGGUAAUAAAUGAAAUUAUGCGAUUAUUUCCUGUUGUUCCUUUUAUUCUUCGCACGAACUCAACAGACUUAGAGAUCAGCAAUGGAUGCAUCCUGCCAGCAAAAACUAAUAUAGUAAUUCCAAUGUUUGAACUUCAUAGAUCCACUAAAAUUUGGGGCGAAGAUGCUAACCACUUCCGUCCAGAAAGGUUUGAAAAGGAAAACUUCGAGAAUAUUCAUCCUUAUGCCUUCAUUCCAUUUACAAAAGGACCUAGAAUGUGUGUUGGAUGGCGUUAUGCAAUGCUUUUGAUGAAGAUUCAGCUUGCCAAUAUUUUACUGCGUUACGAAGUCGAUACACGAUUAAAGAUGGACGAAUUGGACUUUAAAUUCAAUGGAACAAUGAAAAUCUGUCAAGGAUAUAAAAUGAGCAUUAAAGAAAGAGUGAUUUCUUAAGCUUAUUGAAGAAU